Molecule: messenger RNA, 2288 nt
Organism: Hemiscyllium ocellatum (epaulette shark)
Lineage: Eukaryota; Metazoa; Chordata; Chondrichthyes; Orectolobiformes; Hemiscylliidae
Product: SKI/DACH domain-containing protein 1-like
Exons: 1
Coding region: 109-2265 (718 amino acids)
Source: RefSeq, a predicted model, not a curated record
AAAUGCGGACACAUCUUGCUCAUUUCAAUCAUCGCAUCUCUUAAUUUGGGCCAUUUAGUUUCGCCCAAAAAAUUAAUUAAUGGCAGAACUACCCCUUUGCUUUUUUGCAUGGCGAACACAAUGGUUGGGAUUAUCCCGGGAUGUGUGGAUUAUAUCCCCAACGUUGCACUGGGAGGAUUUCAGUCGGGUCAUUUGGAAAUGGACGGGGUUAGACUGGGUUACCUGCGCAUCAAUGGGAAGCAAAUGUUCGCCCUGUCGCAAGUCCUGGCGGAUCUGUUCAAAGACGUCCCGAGGACCACGAUUCGCAAGAGGAUGGAGCACCUGAAGAUCAAACGCCGCCGGUGCGAUUUGAGGGAGUUGCGGACUCUGAAAGCCAUGAACUCGGUACCGACGCGAGCGGUCAAGUGCUCCCUCAUUUCCAAAGAGGAUCUGGAAGUUUUAUACACGGUCUACAAAACGCCAGACGUCGGCAAGAGGAAGAUCAAGGUAAAGGUGAGGAGUGGCGGACAGCUGAGCAGCUCGGAGGGACACGGUUUCUACACCGGGCUCUGUACCGAGAGGGCGCUGCUGCUGAGGACACGGGCACCGGGAGAAUGCGCCCAGGUCAGAUACCCGACACCGAGCGGGACUGAGCUCCUCGAUUACCCCUCGGCGAUCGUACCGGCCGGUAAAGACUUCCCGGAGUAUGGAAACGCGGGGAAAGCCGCGAUGUGCCCGGUGUACCGGGAGCAGGAGGUGUUUUACCGGGACCUGGUCUGUUGCUUCCCCAGAGCGGUCCAACCGUCCAUCGCGGUUCGGGUUCAUGGAAACGAGCAGCCGGUUCAAUUCAGGGCGAAAUAUUCGUGUUGUAACCGGGGCAAAACCGUGGGAGGCGGUUUUCUCGGUAACGGCAAUUCAUCGCUGAGCCCCGCAGCUUUCCAGUCGGUGAAAACCAUGUUCCUCUCUGGAGAUAUAAAGACGGGAAAUGAAAGGGGCUAUGCACCGGGCGGUCAGGUCGCCUCUUUGGGAUAUUCCAGUGACUCGGACUGCAGCCUCGAGCCGGGCACUCUCUCGGAUUUCGGUUCCACGGACGAAGACGAGGAAGAUGGAGAGUCGGUGUUUUCCGCCUCUAGCAGCGGCGAUGAGAGCUCCACCGCCUCGGACUCCAGCUCGGCUCACAGCGGCGUCUCUCUGCACAGUACCCGCUUCAGGAGAGCCACCUUACCCAGCGUCAGCGCGAAGAUCCCGGCGGUGUUCCCCAGCCCUGCGCCGCCCGACAGAGUGGAGCCCCCGGCGGUGGACAAGUCCCAGUCGCGGCCGCUGUUCCUGCAGGUAGCCUCGAACUCUCCCACCCGCGGCCAGUCCAAGGGGAGCCCCGGCACCGGGCUAAAGGGCAAUUCUCCUGCCGGGGAGAGGCAGCCAGGAGCCAGGGUCCCAUCUCAACUGCCCGGAGCCUCUAGGACCGGCCUGUCUUUACAACAAAGGGAUGCGUUACAAUGGAGAGCGCGGCCCGGGGGCUCAGCUCUUUCCUGCUUUCAUCCAAACGCUGGGAAAUUCGACAGUCGGGACAAAGCGGCCCUGUUCGGUUCCGGAGCCCAUUCCCAGGGCGGGAGUAAGCACAGGGUCAGCGGCUCCAGGGAGCGCCCUGCCAUCUGCAGCCGCCCGCCGCGGGCGAGUGUCCAGAGUCCCGGCUUCAGUCCCGGCUCCGGGCCGGGCUCAGGAAGAGAGGGGCCGGGGCGGAGGUCCAGACCGAGAGUGAACCUGGGGGUUGACUGGGAGGAGGAGGAGGAGAGUGGAGUGAUACAAUCAGUGAGCGAGUUUCCUGGAUCUGUCCAUCCGCUCCAGGAUCCCACCUCGACAGGAAUACAAAACCAGUGCACUUUAGCGAACGGGCCGCCGGCCGCUGGCUGGGGGAACGCUGUCAAAAAGAGGCGCAUCUCUUCGAGCUGCCGCCGCGGUCGGUCCAAACGCUGCCCAGGGGGGAGGGUGCAACCCUGGGUCACAGCCACCGGCCAAAGGCCGAACCUACUGAAAGACCCUGCCAAGUGCAGGCGUGUCAGCUGCGGAUUAGUAACGCCGGUUAAGAAAGCUUUCAGUUUAAUGGGCAAUUUCCCCACACCGCCCUCGCUGAUUGUCGGUGACGAUGGGGACCUGUGCCCGGCCUAUUCCUUCAGCUCGGAGCCCUGUGACACAGUCCAGAAAGCUCACCCUCUCUGGGCCUGGCAAAUCGGCCGCUCAGCGAUUCCCCUUCCACCCAGCCUUAAAUUCAGGGGCUUCAGCCUUUAGGGGGAUCAGUGAAUGUGGGACGU